Poecile atricapillus (Black-capped chickadee) is the source of this 2476-nucleotide messenger RNA. RefSeq names its product sorting nexin 33 (gene SNX33). Gene Ontology annotation, cellular component: plasma membrane; cytoplasmic vesicle. The coding region runs from base 146 to 1840 and encodes 564 amino acids. NCBI's taxonomy places the organism in Eukaryota, Metazoa, Chordata, Aves, Passeriformes, Paridae. The transcript has 2 exons. Gene Ontology annotation, molecular function: protein binding; phosphatidylinositol binding. The record is from RefSeq and is a predicted model, not a curated record. Gene Ontology annotation, biological process: cleavage furrow formation; endocytosis; mitotic cell cycle.
AAAGCGGCCAAGCCAUUUCCCACAGCGCGUGGUGGUGAUCCCGGAGCCGCGGAGCCCGCGGUAUUGCCGGGGGUGGGGGGGCUGUUUUGGCCGGGGGGGAUUGCGUUCCGCUGGCUCCCCCCCUCUUCCCGACCCGGGACCGGCCAUGGCGUUGAAAGCCAGAGCGCUUUACAACUUCCAGAGCGAAAACAAAGAGGAAAUCAGCAUCCAGGAGAACGAGGAGCUCGUCAUCUUCAGCGAGAACUCCCUGGACGGGUGGUUACAGGGCCAAAACAGCCGUGGGGAGACCGGCCUCUUCCCUGCUUCCUACGUCGAGAUCCUCCGCUCCCGCUCGGGCUCCAACUACACGGACUAUUCCAGCAGCCCUGUCGGUUCCCCGGGGCACGAUUCCUCCUUGUACUCAGCAUCCCCCAACCCUGGCAUCUCCUACCAGGGCAGUUUUGAGGAUGAUGAUGAUGAUGAUUGGGAUGACUGGGACGAUGCGUGCACGGUGGUGGAGGAGCCCCGGAGCGCGCCGGGCACCAACGGGCACCCCUCGCCCAGCCUUCAGUACCCAGCGGCCUAUGGCCACCCCCAGCACGCCGGGUACCGGCCCAAGCCAGUGCUGGAGAGGCAGGACAGCAUGAGCUCCUCCAAGAGGGGCAGUGUGGUGGGGAGAAACCUCAACCGCUUCUCCUGCUUCGUCCGCUCUGGGGUGGAAGCCUUCAUCCUGGGCGACGUGCCCCUGAUGUCCAAGAUCGCUGAGACCUACUGCAUCGAGAUGGGCUCCAGAGGCCCCCAAUGGAGGGCCAACCCCCACCCGUUCAUCUGCUCCGUGGAGGACCCCACCAAGCAAACCAAGUUCAAGGGCAUCAAGAGCUACAUCUCCUACAAGCUGACCCCCAGCAACAUCAACUCGCCCGUGUACCGGCGGUACAAGCACUUCGACUGGCUCUACAACCGCCUUCUGCACAAGUUCACGGUGAUCUCGGUGCCCCACCUGCCCGAGAAGCAGGCCACUGGCCGCUUCGAGGAGGACUUCAUCGAGAAGCGCAAGCGGCGGCUGAUCCUCUGGAUGGAGCACAUGACCAGCCACCCUGUCCUCUCCCAGUACGAGGGCUUCCAGCACUUCCUCUGCUGCCGCGACGAGAAGCAGUGGAAGCUGGGCAAACGCCGGGCAGAGAAGGAUGAGAUGGUGGGCGCCAGCUUCCUCCUCACCAUCCAGAUUCCCACGGAGCACCAGGACCUGCAGGAUGUGGAAGACCGCGUGGAUGCCUUCAAGGCCUUCAGUAAGAAGAUGGACGACAGCGUCAUGCAGCUGACCAACGUGGCGUCGGAGCUGGUGCGCAAGCACGUCGGGGGCUUCCGGAAGGAGUUCCAGAAGCUGGGCAAUGCCUUCCAAGCCAUCAGCCACUCGUUCCACAUGGACCCUCCCUACAGCUUGGAUGCCCUCAACAAUGCCAUCUCCCACACGGGCAAGACGUACGAGACUGUGGGGGAGAUGUUCGCUGAGCAGCCCAAGAAUGACCUGUUCCUCAUGCUGGACACUCUCUCCUUGUAUCAAGGGCUCCUCUCCAACUUCCCAGACAUCAUCCACCUGCAGAAAGGCGCCUUCGCCAAGGUGAAGGAGAGCCAGCGGAUGAGCGACGAGGGCAGGAUGGACCAGGAGGAGGCGGACGGGAUCCGCAAGCGCUGCCGCGUGGUGGGCUUCGCCCUGCAGGCCGAGAUGAACCACUUCCACGAGCGGCGCGUGGCCGACUUCAAGAGGAUGAUGCAGUCCUACCUGAGGCAGCAGAUCGUCUUCUACCAGCGCGUCAGCCAGCAGCUGGAGAAGACGCUGCGCAUGUACGACAACCUCUAACGCCUCCUCCCGCUCUGCCUGCAGCCCCUCGGGCCUCCUGUGUCCAGGACAGGCUGAGAAUGGAUGGGAACUCAUCACGCUAGUGACCAAAUGACUCGGGGCUUUCUUCCCCCUUCCCAGGCUGGCAGGAAAGGGCUCACCCACGGACUGGCUGUGCCACCUCUCUCUUUCCCUGGGGACCUCCCACCCUGCCACGGGUCUGGCAGGAGCAAGGGGGGGUCACAAGAGGGACAGAUGUGGAGGUAACGGUGCUGGGGUCUCUGCCCAGGGAUUUUUAGCUUUCUGAAAACCCACUCUCCUGGAGCAGGGGUGGGUGAAUCCCAGCCCAUGGGGAGAAGAAAUCCAAGUGGUCGACAUUUUGCACACUAAAAGCUUUUCUGAUGGAAAAAAAAAAAGGAGAAGAAAAGAGAUCUUUAUUUGGAAGAGAUUUUUUUGUUUGUCAUGAGAUAUUUUCAAUAUUUUCCAUUUUUCUGCAGUGUUUUUACCGAUCAGUUUUUAACUAGAUGCACAGAAGCAAAGAGAAAUCUCUUUCUCAAGUAUGGCUGCUGACUGGGAAAAGGGAGAAAAAAGGAAAAAAAAGGGAAAAAAAAAAAUAGCCCCACAGCUUUUUCAAUAAAAUCAUUGGUAGAAAAAACA